GCAUUUCACCCGAAUUUCAUUCUCCACCAAUUUGGAUGCCUAGAUAUAGUGUAUAUAUAUUCUUUUUUACAUAUGUGUUUUAACAGCCUAAGAGAGUGCGAUUUGAUUCUGUGCCCAAAGUUUCAGUUUUGGAAACACCCACAGAUAGAGCUGCUGGGAUCAGAUUGCUUUCGUAGCGAUGGCUCAUAGUGCAAGAAUGUGCAGUAUAGUUGCAUUGUGUGUGGUGGCGCUGUUCAAUGCAGUUGCAAUAGCAACUGAGCCUAAAAAUCAUGCCGUUGUACAACAGAAUUCUUCAAGUGGCAAUGUCAUAAGCUCUAACUCUGUUCUGGUUGCAUUACUGGAUUCACGUUAUGAUUAUACUGAGCUGGCAGAGCUGGUGGAGAAAGCCCUGCUGUUGCAGGCUCUUGAGGAGGUUGUGGGGAGCAACAACAUCACAAUUUUUGCUCCCAACAAUGCAUUUUUGGAGAAGAAUUUGGAUCCAGAGUUCAGGAGGUUUCUGCGCGAGCCUGGGAAUCUCAAGUCCCUGCAGAAGUUGCUGCAAUUCCAUGUGGUGCCCACGAGAAUGGUUGCAGAGGAAUGGAAUAACGUUACUCACAGGGCCCUGAACUGGGACGAGGAGCUGAAUUUUCAGUUGCACGAGGAUUCCAAGAGCAAAGUAAUGAAAGUGGAUCUGGGUACUGUGACACACCCUAAUGCUGUGGUAAGGCCAGAUGGUGUUAUCCAUGGUAUUGACAGACUCCUUGUGCCAAAGUCUGUACAGAAUGAGUUCAAUGAGUGGAGGAGUAGAAGGGUAAUAUUGGAGGCUGUGAAGCCACAGGGAGCUCCUACUGUUGAUUCUCCUCGUUUCAGCAAGAAGAUUGUAUCAACAAGCUCAAGCUCAAUCUCAUUGCCCCCAAUUGAGUUUGCCCUUGCCCCUGGACCUUCCCUAGCACCUGCCCCUGCACCUGGGCCUUCUUCUGGAUAUCAUUGGUUUGACGGGGAAAGCCAAGUGAAGGACUUCAUUCACACAUUGGUGCAAUAUGGUGGCUACAAUGAGAUGGCUGACAUCUUGGUGAACUUGACCUCAAUGGCCUCUGAGAUGGCAAAGCUUGUUUCAGAGGGUUACCGUCUCACUGUCCUGGCUCCAAAUGACGAGGCAAUGGGGAAGCUUUCUGCAGACCAGUUAAGUGAAUUGGAACAUGUCAUAUAUUACCACAUGAUUCCUGAGUAUCAAACUGAGGAGAGCUUUUAUACUGGAGUGAGACGGUUUGGAAAGUUGAAGUAUGAUACUCUGCAUAUUCCUCAUAAGGUGGUUACCCAAGAAGCAGAUGGUACUGUUUUGUUUGGGGAGGGAGAGCAAUCAGCCCAUUUGUUUGAUCAUGACAUUUACGUUGAUGGGAGAAUCUCUGUUCAAGGCAUUGACAAAGUUCUGAUCCCACCAAGCCACCAGUCUAAGGUUAAGAAGUUGGAAAGAGAACAAGAAAUAGCCAAGCAAAGCAAACGAAGCAAAGGACGCUUGCUUGGAUCAGUAUGCAACCUUUUAGAGAAGUUUGGUCAGAACUCUAUUCUUUCAACCUGUCAGUAAUUUUGAGUUGAUGGAAGAUUGUCAUGUUUUCUAUCCUAUUACUCUGAUCUUAUGAGCGGUAAUAAGAUUCAAAGGGAAACGUUCAAUUGAGGAUGGUAAGCAAUGCGAAUAGUCUCAAACUGAAGUGGCUUGUUACCAACACCAAUGUUGUGAGAAGCAGGAUUUAUGUGUUUUUAAUUGUUGUCCUAUUGUUUCUGUCAAUAAAGAACCAGAUUCAGAUGCCUAUGUUGUACGUUCAGAAUAUAGUUUGAGCAUAGUACUGGUGAACAAGUUGUAAGUGGAAGCAGGGCCAAUUUCUUCCAUAGGAAGCCAACUGUGAUAUUAUGAUAAUGAGCUUUCAUAUAAUUGAUUUGUAUGAUAAUUGUUGAAUUACUUAAGCAGGACACAUUUCUGUAUAGAGCAAUAAGAUGCCUCUUUUCUUAA
Molecule: messenger RNA, 1987 nt
Organism: Cryptomeria japonica (Japanese cedar)
Lineage: Eukaryota; Viridiplantae; Streptophyta; Pinopsida; Cupressales; Cupressaceae
Product: fasciclin-like arabinogalactan protein 17
Exons: 3
Coding region: 179-1564 (461 amino acids)
Source: RefSeq, a predicted model, not a curated record